AUGCUCGUGGUACUUGAUGUGAAGCACACAAGAGCGCAGCCGUGGCCGCGCACCUCACCUCAUCGCCUCGCCCACGCAUACAGCUGUCUAAUACCUCGUACAAUGCCUGUGAUUAAUACGCCGUUUUUUAUGGAGCUGUGUCCUGGGGAAGAGCUGAAGCUUGCGCAGGCGCCGUCGGCUGCCCUGUCGACGAGCUCUUCCGCGGCUUCUGCGCACACCACGAAUACGUUCGCGAAGAAUGAGUUUCAUGCCAUGGUGAGCGGGGUUGCCUUCGUGGAGGAGGACGUGGAUGACAAGGGCGCGGCCACCGCGGCUGCCGCGGCGUCCAAGCCGCACCACAAGCACAGCGUUAUUCGCGUCAGCCUGCUUGCACACGUGCAGCCUCCACCGCAGGGCUCUUCGACCGAGCACUUCUUGAAGACGGUGACGCUGGCGAGUUUCAACUUUAGCAGUGACGCCUUCCCCAAUGGCGAUGCAUCCAACGCUGCGUCUUGGGAGCGCCAAGGCAAGGCGAGAGGGUCGGUGUCGUCGCUCCCCUCUACCGUGACGCGAGUGGAGAGCACGGUUCAGUUUCGCUCGCCACUGUUCUUUCACUCGAGCGGGAGCAUCCAGUCCUUGUCGGUCGUUGCUGAGGACAUGGCCACCACGGCCGGCUCCUCGGGCAGCAGCGGAUCUGUAAAGCGCUACCAAGGUCCACGCCGAUUCGGUGUGCGCCUGCUCGGUGUCCAGCGGACAUUCCUGACAGAGGAGCAAGUGCUGAUGCUGGCACAGCGGUAA
This is a messenger RNA of Leishmania major strain Friedlin, 777 nucleotides long. RefSeq lists its product as hypothetical. Lineage: Eukaryota; Euglenozoa; Kinetoplastea; Trypanosomatida; Trypanosomatidae. The transcript has a single exon. The record is from RefSeq and is a predicted model, not a curated record. The coding region runs from base 1 to 777 and encodes 258 amino acids.